AAACUAACUCCUCCCCAAACCCCACAGAGACUUUUAUUUUGUCUCGGCUUCCUCUUUCUGUAGUUUUUGUCUCUUGUCAACAUGGAAACUAACUUUCUAGUUGCCCUACUUAGAUUAUGUGUCCACUUCUGUGCUCUCCCUGUUUACUUGCUGUGUUACCUAGGAUUGUGGGAUCCCCUUUGCAAAAAAGCAUUCCCUUAUUUUAUGGAUUCCUUCUCUGUCCACUACAACAGCAAGAUGUCUGCCAAGAAGAAGGAUCUUUUCAGCAACCUCUCUGACUUUGCAAGCCCUGCAGGAAGACUUACAAUUUUCGAGAUUGGCACAGGAACUGGGACCAACUUUGAGUUCUACCCUACAGGAUGCAAGGUUAUAUGCACUGACCCUAACCCCAACUUCCAGAAAUAUCUUGACAAGAACCUGUCUAAGAAUCCACAUGUAAAGCUAGAGAGUUGCAUAGUGGCAGCAGCCGAGGACUUGCACCAAAUACCAGAUGCUUCGGUGGACGUGGUGGUUUGUACUUUGGUGCUGUGCUCUGUGAAGAACACAGCCAGAGUCCUGAGCGAAGUCCUGCGAGUUCUGCGACCAGGAGGUGCUUUCUACUUUAUGGAGCAUGUCCUCGCUUCUCCUUCCACCUGGAUGUUCUUCUGGCAGCAAAUCUAUGAUGCAGCUUGGGAUGUUUUUUUUGAUGGAUGCUGUUUGACCAGAGAAACUGGAAAGGAGUUAGAAAAAGCUGGGUUUUCAGAUCUGAAGCUACGCUAUAUAGAUGCUCCUUUAAACUGGAAUCCAGCUAAACCACAUAUUAUAGGCUAUGCUGUGAAGUAACUAUAUAAUAAAAGCUGUUAGGUGAGUUUCCAAAUACUAAACAAGCAGAAUCAGAUACUAGACAGUUUACUCAUAAUUGGCACAUAUCAUAUUGGCAAAAUUUAGGACUGAAAUGAAAUUCUUUUUCAAAUUGAAACUUCUUUAUUUUAUUUUUAAAAAGUUUAAUCUGCUGGAAAUGGGUACUUUUUACUAGAUACCUUAAUGCCAUUCCCCCAUUCAUGAAAUUGCUAGUGCUACAUUAUUUAAUUAUGAAAUAAAAUAUGAUAGUGAUGGCUGUUGUCAGAAAGCAAACACAAAA
Messenger RNA from Anolis carolinensis (green anole), 1120 nucleotides. RefSeq names its product N6-adenosine-methyltransferase TMT1A. The record is from RefSeq and is a predicted model, not a curated record. NCBI's taxonomy places the organism in Eukaryota, Metazoa, Chordata, Lepidosauria, Squamata, Anolidae. The transcript is spliced from 2 exons. The coding region runs from base 82 to 822 and encodes 246 amino acids. Gene Ontology annotation, molecular function: S-adenosylmethionine-dependent methyltransferase activity.